AGGACUUGUUCAAGUAUAUCAGAGAAUUCGAGAAAGAAGAAGAAGAAGAAGAAAGUGGUGAAAGAUGGAGAGGGAGCCGACACGAGUGAUGGUGGCUGUGAACGAAUCGACGAUCAAAGGGAAGCCUCACCCUUCGAUAAGCAGCAAAAGAGCUUUCGAAUGGACUCUGGAGAAAAUGGUCCGAUCCAACACUAGCGAUUUCAAGAUUCUCUUGCUACAUGUACAUGUUGUGGACGAAGACGGUUUUGAUGAGGUAGACAGCAUAUAUGCGUCUCCUGAUGAUUUCAGAGACAUGAGAGAGUCUAACAAGUCUAAAGGUCUUCACCUUCUCGAGUUUUUCGUUACAAAAUGUCAUGAGAUUGGGGUUAGUUGCGAGGCAUGGAUCAAGAAAGGUGAUCCAAAGGACGUUAUAUGCCAAGAAGUUAGCCGGGUCCGACCAGAUCUUCUUGUUUUGGGAAGCCGUGGUCUAGGCCGCUUCCAAAAGGUCUUUGUGGGGACGGUGAGUGGGUUCUGUGUGAAGCAUGCUGAGUGUCAAGUCCUCACGAUCAAACGCAAUGCCGAUGAAACUCCCAGUGAUCCUGCUGAUGACUAAACCAACUACAUCAUAAACUCUUCUUUCAUCUUAUCCCAGAGUGUGCUUUUGUGUGUCCAACUCUAUGAUUAAUAAUAAUUGUAUGUGUGUGUGUAUGUGUCUGUGCAGUCUGCUAUGUUUUGUGGUUUAUAUCAUCCAACAUAAUAUUUCAAAUAAUUUCAUAUGAUCAGUCUGUUUCUGUUGUCA
This is a messenger RNA of Raphanus sativus (radish), 778 nucleotides long. Its product is annotated as universal stress protein A-like protein. Lineage: Eukaryota; Viridiplantae; Streptophyta; Magnoliopsida; Brassicales; Brassicaceae. The record is from RefSeq and is a predicted model, not a curated record. The transcript is spliced from 3 exons. Bases 65 to 592 code for a protein of 175 amino acids. Gene Ontology annotation, molecular function: AMP binding.